AUGGAUGAGAGCGGUAAUAACGGAAUUCAUAGAUCCUUACAGGUUGAACGGAGUUGUAAUGCCUUAUGGCCACAAGGGCAAGGAGAUGACUCCACCAUCUGCUCGUUCAAUUCUUAUAAUCACAGUGUGGGAUGCAGUAGCCCUUCUUUGGACGUACAGCAUAAGUCGACCUCCAAAAGUGAAAUGCAAUUACAAGGUAAAUCCUCCAAUGAAGAAAUUCGAAAACCAAGUCGCAUAUCUGGAGAAAAUGCAGUUGGUCCUUGUGAGCAAAUUACUGGAAAUGGGGGAGAAGAAAACUCUUCCAACCACGGUAAAUCUCACAUUCUCCGCUCGGAAGGGGAACGUCAAGAAUUACUUUUUCGGGAUAUCAAUUCGAGGAAAGAGCGGAGAAACGAAAGAAGAGAAAAUACAAGCAUACAAAACGAACGAACUAGCAGCGGAAGAGAGAGUGAAAGUGAUGAAAACUAUGUAUUUAAAUGUCCAAACAGAGAAAAAAUUGAUAGGUUACUCUCAACCCUGGGGCCAUUGUUCAGAGUCGGUACCCUGGAGGGUUCGUCAUGGAAAGAAGACUACCCAAAAACACCGUGCUACUUUGUACUCCCGGACAGUGCGCCUAAAUGGAGAUUUGAAGCCUUCAUGUCCCCUUUGUCGUACGAUAAUAGGUUCGACUCAUCUGGCAAUAAUCCAACCUUGGUAAUCGAAAUGAUCGAGAAUGAAUCAGACCGUUGUCGUAUUGCAAAAUCUCUUAAUAUAGAGAUACAAAGCGGAGAUCUUCAAAAAGAUAAUAUUUAUCAAGACAUAAUGGAUAUUGCGCAAUGCGGUUUCAAUCAUAUAAUUGUUAUUGGGAGUUGUUACUGUGACUUAAUUUUUCUGGACUGCUAUGAACGUGUAUUCAGAUGGGACGCUAUGACUGAAAAAUUAUGGUUUUUCGGGAAUUUUUUCAAUGCAGCAUCAGAGAAACCAGAGAAACAAGUGCCAUGGGGCGUCUCAUUAGAUGGAACUGUGUGGGAGCUAUCUGGUUCGGAUUCGCCAGAAGAAUGUAAUUCUCACCCCACCGGGACAAAGUAG
This is a messenger RNA of Funneliformis geosporum, 1068 nucleotides long. The record is from the annotation of a GenBank genome assembly. Lineage: Eukaryota; Fungi; Glomeromycota; Glomeromycetes; Glomerales; Glomeraceae.